Purpureocillium takamizusanense is the source of this 1621-nucleotide messenger RNA. RefSeq lists its product as uncharacterized. Bases 149 to 1573 code for a protein of 474 amino acids. NCBI's taxonomy places the organism in Eukaryota, Fungi, Ascomycota, Sordariomycetes, Hypocreales, Ophiocordycipitaceae. Gene Ontology annotation, molecular function: D-serine ammonia-lyase activity. Gene Ontology annotation, biological process: D-serine catabolic process. The transcript is spliced from 3 exons. The record is from RefSeq and is a predicted model, not a curated record.
GAGCAAAGAACACCAGGGCAUCCACGCCGACGGCAAACACCAUGGGUCACCACUAAAUCGCUGCUGUCCUUCCUUCUUUCCUCUCCUUCUAUAAACUCCUUUGCAUUGAACCACCUUCACCUUCAUCUCGCAAGCGACACUGCCCGCCAUGUCGCCGCUCGACUUCUAUCCCGCCUCGCCCAAGGAGGCGCUGGCCAAGCAGUACGUGGGCAAGUCGAUCCGCGAUGUGCCCACGCCCGCCGCCGUCCUCGACGUGUCAGCCGCGCGCCGAAACUGCAAUCGCAUGCUGCAGGCUUGCGAGCAGCUCGACCUGGGAUGGCGCGCCCACGUCAAGACGCACAAGACUGUCGAAUUGACGCGCCUUCAAGUCGGCGAUGAUGCCAAGCGCCCAGCCAACCUGGUAGCCUCGACGCUGGCCGAGGCCGAGUUCCUCGUUCCCCUCCUUCAGGAGUACCGGAGCCAGGGCCGGCGCGUGAACAUCAUGUAUGGCCUGCCCUUCCCGAAAAACGCCCUCUCCCGCUUCGCUGCCAUCGCCAAGGCCCUCGGUGAGGGAGGCGUGUCCAUCCUGCUCGACGACCCGGCUCAGCUGCCCAUCGCGUCUCAGAUAAAGGAGCUGUCCGGUGUGGCGCCACAUGCCUACAUCAAGGUCGACAUGGGUGGGCGCCGGGCUGGCAUCCCCGUCGACAGCGCGCAGUUUGCAACUGUGACAGAGGCUGCUCUCGACGCUCACAGCCAAGGAAGCAUCAUCCUCUCGGGCAUGUAUUCCCACGCCGGGCACUCGUACGGCGGGGACAGCCGCGCGGCAGCCAUCAAGAUGAUGGGUGCUGAGCUCAGCGCUCUGCUGGACGGGGCGGAUCGCGUGCGCAGCAAGGCUGCCGAGAAGGGCACUGCCAAUCCUCCAUCGUUGACUCUGUCGGCUGGAGCGUCGCCGACCGCCCUAUCAGUGCAGAACUUAGUGUCUGGCAAGCAUGGCGACGACGAUGUCACCCCGGAGCUGCAGACCGAAGUCGACUCCCUGAAUGCGCUGCUCAAGACGAUCAGGGACAGGAAGCACGGCGUCGAGAUCCACGCUGGCGUGUACCCGACGCUCGACCUACAGCAGCUCGCGGCACACAGCAUCAAAGCCACACACCUGUCCUGGGGCGACGUUGCCUUUACCCUGCUCGCCGAGGUGCACAGCAUCUAUCCCGGCCGCGGUGCCGACGGCACGGACGAGGGCCUCGUGGGCGCGGGAUGCAUCGCCCUGGGCCGGGAGACGUGCAAAGCCUACAAGGGCAUGGCUAUCCCGACGCCUUGGGGCCGCGAGGGCGUCGAGCUGCCGACAUGUGAUGUGGAGGACUACACGGGGUGGAUGGUCGGCUGGGUAUCUCAAGAGCACGGAAUCCUCCAGUGGCGCUCUGGCAGUAAGACGCAGGUUGCGGAGGCUGACAAGAAGCUUGAGGUUGGACAGAAGCUGAGACUGUGGCCGAACCACGCAUGCAUCACGGGUAGCCACUUUGGUUGGUACUUUGUGGUGGACGAGGACAAGGGGGAUGAGAUUGUGGACAUUUGGGUCCGCACGAGGGGGUGGUAGACGACGAUCGGAAAGACGAAAGCAGAAAGCAAAAGGCAUGGCAUGGCG